Messenger RNA from Coniosporium apollinis CBS 100218, 519 nucleotides. RefSeq lists its product as uncharacterized. The transcript has 3 exons. The record is from RefSeq and is a predicted model, not a curated record. Lineage: Eukaryota; Fungi; Ascomycota; Dothideomycetes. Bases 1 to 519 code for a protein of 172 amino acids.
AUGCCCGUUGUACCUGAGCAUCCACAGGCGGCAUCCUGCAGUGACUCGGAACUGGAGAGGAGGCCUGGGCACAGCUUCCCGGGCUGUGUCUUGACUCGCUCGCACAAGCACAACGACCGCGACCACGUCGGCCUGGCUGACGGCACCGCCGAUCCGGAAGCUCAUCUCCCUCGCUACUUCGCCAAGUCCGGCUUCGCCGGCGCCGACCCCAAGAAGACGAAGAAAGAGGGCGGCGGCAAAGGCAACUGGGGCCGCGACGGCGACGAAGUCCAAGACUUCACGUACAAUAUGACAAACCCACGUCGGCGCUCCAACAGCAGCUCGACCGGCCCAAGCAGCGCCCUCAAGACCAAGUUCGAGACCGUCGAGGCCGAGCCCGUGUUCGAGGAGGAGCUGCACGGGCCCGUCACCGUUCCCGGCGGUGGCUCCGAGGACUCAGCCGCCGAGCUCGAACAUAGCAUUACGGGGAGCAGCAGCGACUUGAGCGUGCAGGAAGAGGAGUCGGGUAAGAAGAUGUGA